Aureobasidium melanogenum CBS 110374 is the source of this 2589-nucleotide messenger RNA. Its product is annotated as putative translation elongation factor G2. Gene Ontology annotation, cellular component: mitochondrion. Lineage: Eukaryota; Fungi; Ascomycota; Dothideomycetes; Dothideales; Saccotheciaceae. The transcript has 4 exons. Gene Ontology annotation, molecular function: GTPase activity; GTP binding; translation elongation factor activity. Gene Ontology annotation, biological process: mitochondrial translation; ribosome disassembly. The record is from RefSeq and is a predicted model, not a curated record. The coding region runs from base 1 to 2589 and encodes 862 amino acids.
AUGGCCUUGUCGCCAUCUUUUGCUUCUUCAACGCCAUAUCGCAAUGACCUGGCGACAUCAAAAACUCGUAACAUUGGCAUUAUAGCCCAUAUUGAUGCGGGAAAAACUACAACAACAGAGCGUAUGCUCUACUACAGUGGUUUCACGCGUAGACUAGGAGACGUCGACGAAGGCUCUACCGUGACGGACUUCUUACCUGCAGAACGUGCUAGAGGUAUCACGAUUCAAUCAGCAGCAGUGACUUUUUCCUGGCCACCAGCUGCUUCUUCAGCUACUGAUCUCUCGUCCAACAAAAUCGUUUUGCCACGCUCCACGCAGAGCCAUAACAUCAAUCUGAUAGAUACCCCUGGUCACGCCGAUUUUACUUUCGAGGUCCUUCGUUCUCUGCGUAUCUUGGAUGGUGCUGUUUGCAUCCUCGACGGAGUUGCCGGUGUCGAAGCUCAGACCGAAAAAGUAUGGACUCAAGCAACACAGUAUAAGAUCCCCAAGAUCUUAUUCGUGAAUAAGCUUGAUCGCGAAGGUGCUGCAUUCGCGAGGACCAUAUCAGAAAUAGGCACACGUUUACGUGUUUGGCCAGCAUUGUGUCAGAUUCCGUGGUGGCGGCCUGGUGAUCUCAAGCUUCAGGGCGUUGGCGAUGCCGUCGGUCUUCGUGCUUUGCUGUAUGAGGAAGGUGGCGACGGCAAAACCCUCAAAGUGUUCUCACUCAAGGAUUUGGAAGUCGACAAUUCUGCUUUCGCAGAAGAAAUCAAGAAAGCGAGAACGGCCUUGGUCGAACUGCUCAGUGAACAUGACGAUGAAAUGGUCGAAAAGUUCCUCGAAUACGACGAGGAUCAUCUGGCCAUCCCAUCUGUCGAAAUUACAGAGAGUCUUAGAAGAUGUACUCUGCAGCAACCACAAAAACUUGUACCUGUUUUUUCAGGUGCGAGCUUCCGCAACGUCGGUGUUCAGCCGCUACUAGACGCAGUCGUCGAUCUCCUUCCAUCACCGCAGGAGCGACCUGAUCCAGAAGCUAGUGUCGGUCCUUCCAAGUACGGGUUGAAUGACCUCCUUUCAGGCAAAAGUGCUUUGCCUGCAGCCAUUGAGGCCAAGAAGCAACCCAAAACCAAAGCAUUGGCGGCAAGCAAGAACAUGUCCAUCAUCAAGAGUCUUGAAGCUUGUGCACUAGCCUUCAAAGUUGUCACUGAUCCCCGUCGAGGUGUCCUGGUUUAUGUUCGAGUAUACUCUGGAACGAUCACCAAGAAUGCUCCUCUAUUCAACACGAACCUUGGAGUCACCGAGAAGGCCCCUCGUUUGCUGAGAAUGUACGCUGAUGAGGCUGUCGAGAUCUCUUCGAUUGAGGCAGGUCAGAUUGGAGUAAUUCCUGGGCUGAAGUCCACACGUACAGGUGACACGCUUAUUCUGUACAGUGGUGUCAACCCAAAGGUUGGUCCUCCCUCGCCGAUAAACACUCUUCAAUUAAGACCGAUCGCUGUCCCUCCACCUGUAUUCUUCACGAGUGUAGAGCCGAACAGUUUGGCUGAGGAGAAACGUAUCUCUGAGACCCUGGCACUGUUGCUUAGAGAGGACCCCAGCCUGAAUGUGAGAGAAGAUCCCGAGAGUGGACAGACUCACUUGGCUGGCAUGGGCGAACUUCAUCUGGAAAUCGCUCGCGACAGGCUCAUCAACGAUCUCAAAGCAAAAGCCAGAAUCGGCAAUAUUCAGAUCGGCUACCGCGAGGCCCUCUCCGCUCCUUCUUCGGACGCUUCCGCAAUCUUUGACAGAGAAGUUGCUGGGAAGGCAUCUAAAGCCGGAUGUACUGCUAGCGUAACGCCUUUCGAAGAAUCAAAUUUGGAUACAGCUGACGACCAUACGCAUGUGUUCGCCCUGCUGGAUGACAACUAUUUGAUUCUGAAGACACCUACCCUCUACCCAGAUGGCUCAGCAACGGACUCUGAGCUGCCACCUCUACCCUCUACUUUGCCGAUGCAGAUGCUUCAACAGGCCAUGCAGACUGGUGUUACGGCAGCCCUCGCGCGUGGUCCUUCACAUGGUUACCCUCUCCACUCUACUAAGAUCAUCAUUACCUUUGAUCCUUCCGAACAUCUUUUCCCAACCACAAAUCCUGCUGCUAUCUCUUCUGCGGCUCGUCUUGCAGUACAAAAGGCCCUGCGUGAGGCAGCAGAUGCUGGAUCUGGUACAGCAUUGAUGGAACCCGUCAUGAAUGUCACAAUCACAGUCGACGAACCCAGUCUCGGAAGUGUUGUACACGACAUCAGCUCUGCUAGGGGAGGACAAGUCGUAUCUCUCGGCGCCGACGACGAAACCGGCGCCUCAGAAGAUGAUCUGGAAAUAGACCCUACAAGAAUAUACUCACCACCUGAUCCAUUCGGUGGCUCAGCGUCAAGUAUUGGUGCAGGUUCUGUUAGUGUAGGCAAUCAGAUGCGCCAGAUUGUGGCUAGAGUGCCUCUCAAGGAGAUGGUGGGAUACUUGAAGCAUUUACGCAGUCUGACCCAGGGAAGAGGCACGUUCGUCAUGACUGUUGACCGGUUUGAAAAGAUGAACCCUCAGAGGAUGAAGCUUGCACUUUCUGAGAUGAGUGGCGGUUUCUAG